Molecule: messenger RNA, 1361 nt
Organism: Prosopis cineraria
Lineage: Eukaryota; Viridiplantae; Streptophyta; Magnoliopsida; Fabales; Fabaceae
Product: OVARIAN TUMOR DOMAIN-containing deubiquitinating enzyme 5
Exons: 3
Coding region: 175-1158 (327 amino acids)
Biological process (GO): protein deubiquitination
Molecular function (GO): cysteine-type deubiquitinase activity
Source: RefSeq, a predicted model, not a curated record
CGACCAAACACAAUCUCGUAGUAAGAAGCAGCGGCUCCAUUUUUCUUCUCGACGAACAAGCAUUUCACACUCCGUCGGACGCUAUCCACCAUUGUCAGCGCUGCGUGGUUAUUCUCAGGCAAGUAGUGAAGAAGUUUCGAACUCUAGGUCUUUCCCAGAACCCGGGUUGCUCCGAUGGAGGACGCCCAAGAGUUGGAGAAUAAGUUGUAUGAGGGAGUGAUUGCAGAAAAAGAAUCACAAAAGAAGGAUGAAACCUGUGAUGAAGUGCUUUCUCGGCACAGGAAAGAGAUAUCACAAUUGCAGAAGAAGGAAGUUGAACUGAAAAAGGCAGCAGCUAGAGGUAGCAAGGCGGAGCAGAAAGCCAAGAAGAAGCAAGUGGAGGAACAGAUUGCUCAACUUUCUGCCAAGCUUAAAGAGAAGCAUGCGGACGAACUCUCUACAUUAGGCUUUGGCAGUAGUAAUGGAAAUGAAAAGAGCAGUUUGGACAGUUUGGUGAAGGCCAUAGCUGGAGUCUCAGUUACCAGUCAACCCGAUCAUUCAAAGGUCAGCAAGGCCAAACAGAGGCGAGACCGAAGGGCUCAACAGGAAGCAGAAAGGGAGCAAAGAAUCCAAGCUGAGCAGAGUGACAUUGUCAGUGAUCGUAUGGUUGAAAACGAGAAGUUGGAAAAAAAGCUGAAGCCUCUUGGCUUGACUGUCAGUGAAAUAAAGCCAGACGGGCAUUGCCUAUAUAGAGCUGUUGAGGAUCAGCUGGCCCUCCUCUCAGGGGGUGCAUCUCCUUAUACAUACCAAGAACUUAGAGAAAUGGCGGCGGAAUAUAUGAGAGAGCAUGCAUCUGAUUUUCUUCCAUUUUUCCUGUCAGAGAAUCUGGUAGAAGGUGAUCCUGAUGAAUCGCUUACCCAGAAGUUUGAAAAUUACUGUAAAGAGGUGGAGUCAACAGCAAUAUGGGGCGGACAACUAGAGCUAGGCGCCUUGACUCACUGCCUGAAAAGGCAUAUUAUGAUAUUUUCGGGCUCCUUCCCAGACGUUGAGAUGGGGAAAGAGUACAAAUCUCAAGGCAUCGCUGAUUCCUCAGACUCGAGUAUCAUGCUGUCAUACCAUAAGCAUGCUUUUGGACUAGGCGAGCAUUACAAUUCUUUGGUUCCAGACCCGAUCAACUAGGUAUACCAUGAGGAUCCUGUUAUGCGUGACUUCAUUUAUGGUUAAGCUUUUAGGCUUUAAGCUGAACAAUUUAUGCUUGAAAUUGGAACCACUGAAUCCCAAAUGGGUAUAACUGUACAGUUAUGUACUGUGCUUCCCAGUGUGCAAUGUAUUCAUUAAAUCAACGAUGAAACUCUCAAUCCAGCCAAUUCAAGUAGCUCAAA